This is a messenger RNA of Lodderomyces beijingensis, 1707 nucleotides long. Lineage: Eukaryota; Fungi; Ascomycota; Pichiomycetes; Serinales; Debaryomycetaceae. The record is from the annotation of a GenBank genome assembly.
AUGAGCGACGCGCAAGAUGAGGUGUUUGAAGGUACCAUUUUGAAAGUGCCGUUGACGAUUGAAGAUGAAGAUACGUCUGAAGUGAUCAAAACCGCUGCGAUAUGGCUUCAUGUUACUAAAGCCGACUACGAGCCCAGUGCCGACCCCGCGUUCACCAAUAUAUCGAUUGUAGCCAUCUUCAUCGAUGGGCUCUAUCAUGCUACCAUUACCAAAAGGAAUGUGGGAGCUGUGUUCAAAAAAGAUGGGCUAGUUGACGACGCUUUCGACUUGUUUACCGACUUGUUUCCCUUUGAUUUUGAAGACUUGUUGGAAAGCAAGGAGAAAGUUGGAGUGCACCAGGAUUUGCUCGUCAGUGCCAAGCUCUUGGGCAGGAGGCAGGACUAUGAUGAAAACGGCGAGUUGAAUGCCGAAAGUGCGUCGCGUGGGAGUAAUCUCAGCAUUUUGAUCAAGAGCAACUCCAAAUUUAAGCCCACUGUGGGCCAGUUUCAAAUGCAGGAGCUUGUGGAUCGCCGCAGUUUCCAAGACGAGACAGACACGUUCAAUUGGCUUGACUUGUAUAACCGUCAGAACAAAGAGUUGGUUGACAGGUUGGUCCAGUGCAAAUUGGAGAAUAGCAGGCUAGAAGACGACAACAGGUUGCUACAAAAGAGUCUCCAAGCCGCCAAACGGGAUUUUGACAAUCUUGCAACUGACUUGGAAUCCAAGUUUUAUCUAGCUCUUAAUGCCAAAAAGGACGUUAUCUACCAGUUAACAUACGAGUCUCGGCCGCAGAAUGAGUUGAUCGGAUUAAACAGGGGAUUUGUUGAGAAAUAUAGCAAACUUCGAAAUAUCGACUACCAUGCAUUGCCCUCUGAAGAUGAAGAGGACACUAAGAAAAAAAGGGGGAAAUAUAAACCAACGGAAAACGUGACUCCAAAGCGACGGAAAACAGCGGCGUCAAGUAGGAAGGGGAGGGGGAAGAGAAGGAAAAAGAAACUGGAUGAGGAAAGCAGCAUUCAUCAGACUGACGAAAGUACCGACGUGGAUGAAAAAGACCACGAAUCUGAAGAAGAGAAAACCUUUCCACAUACCAAGAUUAAGAAGGAACCCUUGAGUAUAAGAAGAAGAGCAAGUGAGGAUGACUUGGAGCCACCAGAAACUGUAGACGACAAAAGGUUAGUUCAAAUAAAAGUGAAGCAAGAGCCCGGAGUGAGCCAAGAGAGAGAGAACACGGAUUCUUUCACGAUGGCCGAGUUUCCUGCCAUGAAAGUAAACGAUGGCGCAGCGUCCUCGUCACAGCAUUUUCGCUCGAAUAUAUAUAAUGGCAGGUCGGACAGGGAGCUUGUGCGUGAAGCUCUUGGCUCCUCGUCUGAUGAAGAAGCUGAUGCCAACGACGACAUUGAGGACGAUUCCAAUAGCGACUUGGGGAACGAUCCACGAAAAGACAGCAAGCAAAGCCACUUGCGGAGUAAUUGGCAAGGCCCCUUGUUGAAUUCAAGAUUGCAAACCGCUGACAAAGGGCAAGGGCAAGGGCAAGGAAAAGGAUCGGGAUCGGGAUCGCAAACUCCAGGUAGUGAAGAAUACCCGGGGAGCGAGGAGAGCGAGAUGAAUACCUCGGCAAGACCGCAAUCUCCAGAAGUAGAAGAAACUGGGUACGGCUCCGGCUCUAAUAAUGAUCGGAGUCAAGCUGACGUCGAAACUGACUACGGAAGUUCCGAAGAUGGUUAA